Molecule: messenger RNA, 1374 nt
Organism: Caenorhabditis bovis
Lineage: Eukaryota; Metazoa; Nematoda; Chromadorea; Rhabditida; Rhabditidae
Source: the annotation of a GenBank genome assembly
AUGAUUGCCCCAAAUCGCUAUCGAUAUGUUGUGGUAUUUUUGGGAUUCGCAUGCCUCACUUCUAUUCUUUCCAAUUAUACUAUCAUUAACUUUACAUUUAUCUGUAUGAAAGAUGAUCCACGAGGAAUUACACAAUUGGAUAACGGCACGACGUAUAAUCGCUACGACUAUUCUGUGAAUGAGAAAAGUGCCAUUGUUUGGGCCGUCGCAAUCGGCACAAUCGUCGGCACUGGUCCCAUCAACUACGCGUAUGUUCGAUUCGGCGCGCGAUGGCCGUUCUUCAUUUCUGGAAUCGUGUCAGCGGUGGCGACGAUUCUAACGCCUCUCACAGCAUACCUUGGAAUUCCCUACUUAUUAGUUAUCCGAUUUGUCCAAGGUCUCUCAUAUUCGGCCGAUUUUGCCGCAAUUGGCAUCAUUUGUGUUCGCUGGGCUCCUUUGGCUCAAACAGGGCUGUUCAUUUCGAUUCUAACCAGUUUCAGUCCUGCAUCUACAGUAGUCACGAAUGCCGCUUCAGGAUGGUUGUGCAAAUCUGCAUUUGGAUGGCCAUCGGCCUUCUAUGUGCACGGCGUCAUAGGAAUAUUCGCAUUCGUUCUCUGGAUCUUCCUAUACACCGAUGAUCCACAAAAUAGUGCGAAAGUGUCGACAAAAGAGUUGUCGAAAAUUCAAGAGGGAAAGACAAAAGCUCACAUUGAACGAGACUCAUUUGUCCCAUAUUGGGAAAUCUGCAAGAAUCCAGUGAUAAUUUGCGUAUGGAUGAAUGCGUUCUUCGAAAUGACAACGCUAAUUCUCCUGCUAACCUACUCACCAAUCUAUUUUCGAAAAGUCUUGGAUUUCAGUGUGUUGGAAACAGGUAUGCUAAUCUCGAUGACAGCCGUCGCCCAUGUUCCAACCAAACUUUUCACCGGAUGGCUGUCCGACAAAAACUUCUGCUCCGAACGUGUCCGAAUGUGGUUCUUCAAUAGUUCGUCGGUGGGACUCGCCGGAUUUAUGUGUAUGCUGCUCGCUUAUAUUCCGCAAACGUGGAAAUACUCAAAUGUCGCAAUGUUUUGCCUCGUCUACACAUUGAUGGGAACGAAUUGCGGCGGAUUCUACAAAUGCGGAACAUUUGCGGCAAGGCAAUACGCUCAUUUCGUAUUGGCAAUGAUCCAAUUCACCAAAUGCAUCGCCCUGUUCGUUGCUCCCGCCACAGUAUCUCUGUUCGUCAGCGAUGAGUCGUCGCACAAACAAUGGGGCUACGUCUACAUUCUCAACGGCGGUCUCAUGUUUCUUGCAAAUCUUCUAUUUAUUCCGAUGGCAACCGAAAAACCCCAGGAAUUCACCUUCAUUACAAGAAACACAAAAAGGACAGUCACGCAAAGCGCGUCACCUUCCUAA